Molecule: messenger RNA, 3204 nt
Organism: Malaya genurostris
Lineage: Eukaryota; Metazoa; Arthropoda; Insecta; Diptera; Culicidae
Gene: clumsy
Product: glutamate receptor ionotropic, kainate 2
Exons: 10
Coding region: 208-3006 (932 amino acids)
Biological process (GO): monoatomic ion transport; synaptic transmission, glutamatergic; modulation of chemical synaptic transmission
Cellular component (GO): plasma membrane; postsynaptic membrane
Molecular function (GO): transmitter-gated monoatomic ion channel activity involved in regulation of postsynaptic membrane potential; glutamate-gated receptor activity
Source: RefSeq, a predicted model, not a curated record
AAAGACACCACGGACGCACCGUCCGAUUUGUCACGAUUUUCACGAUCAGUCGGACGACGAUCGUCGUGCGAAACACUCGCACCAUUUCGACCGAGUGUCGGUGAGUGCUACAUCGUGUACAAUCGAUCAUCAGAGUAGCCAGUGACACCACCGAGUGACAAUUUGUGUCCGUGGACGCCAUAUUGGAAAAAAACUGACACUCCAAAAAUGUGGCGUUCCCAACUGUUCGCCCUGAUCGGGGCUCUACUGGCUGCCUGUGCUGUGGAAAGUAAACGGGAAAUUCCGAUCGGAGCCAUUUUCCGUGAAAGCCAGGAUGAGGCCGUGAUCGCAUUCCGGUACGCGAUCGAACGCGUGAACAUGCACGAAAAACACUUCGAGCUGGUUCCGCUGAUUCAGUUUGUAUCCAACAUGGAGGAUAGCUUCAAGAUAGAACGAAAAACGUGCGAACUAGCGGCGAAAGGUGUGACGGCCAUCUUCGGGCCAAGUUCGAUGCGAAGUUCGGGCAUCGUCAGCUCGAUAUGUCGAACCAUUGAAAUUCCGCACAUCAUAACACACUGGGACCCGGAACCGCUCGGUGGCAUAGAUCUGGAACUGCAGGCGAUGACACUGAAUCUGUACCCGGAGGCGGAUGUACUGUCGCAGGCAUUGCGCGAUUUGAUUGUAGACUACAGCUGGAAGAGUUUCACAAUCAUUUACGAUAGCGACGAAGGUCUGAUGCGGUUGAAGGACGUGCUUCAGAUUCACGAACCGUCGGACAGUCCGAUCACGGUACGGCAGAUCGAUGACGAUCCCGAUUAUCGGCCACUGUUGAAGGACAUUCAAUCGUCAGGCGAGAGUCACAUUAUUCUCGAGGUUCAUCCGAACAAAAUACUGGAGAUUCUUCGGCAGGCUAAGGAAGUGAAAAUGUUGGAAGAAUAUCAAAGCUACAUCAUCACUUCGAUCGAUGCACACACGUUGGAUUUCGAUGAGUUCCGGUACUUUCGAUCCAACAUCACCGCCAUACGGUUGAUGGAUACGAAGAGUUUCGAAAUAAAAAAUGCUGUUCACGAUUGGGAACAGGGAGAAGCCAGGAUAAAAAAUUUGUUUCGAGUAUCGCCGGAACACGUCCAAACGGAAUCGGCUUUGUACAACGACGCAGUCAAAAUUUACGCUACGGCUAUUCGAGAACUCGACGCUACCGAAGAGAUCACCCCAUCCCGACUGUCCUGUGGUAGUAAAAAUUUACGGCAGUGGCCGUUUGGGUUGAGAAUCGUGAACUAUAUGAAAGUGAAAACCGAACAUGGCAUCACUGGACCUAUCAUAUUCGACGAUAACGGUCGUCGAACGUACUUCCAGCUGGACAUCAUUGAGCUGAGUCAGCACGAGGGUUUCAAGAAGAUCGCCACUUGGGACCCGCGCAAUGGCGUCAACUAUACCCGCAGCCAGGAGGAUGUUCACCUGCAGAUCGUUGAAUCGCUGCAGAAUAAAACAUUUGUCGUGGCUUCACGGAUUGGCGCACCGUUUCUGAUGAUGAAGGAAAAACAGGAAGGCGAAAUUUUCGAGGGAAACAAUCAGUUCGAAGGAUAUUCGAUCGAUUUGAUUGAAGGAAUUGCGCAGAUUUUAGGAUUCCAGUACCGAAUGGUACUCGUCCCGGAUGGCAAGUACGGAUCUUACAACAAAGUAACCAAAAAGUGGGAUGGAUUGGUGAAGUACUUGCUGGAUCGGAAAGCGGAUUUAGCCAUUUGUGAUUUGACGAUCACUUAUGAACGGAGGACAGCCGUCGAUUUUACGAUGCCUUUUAUGACACUUGGAAUCAGCAUACUGUACGCUAAACCCGUUCCUCAACCGAAGGAUUUGUUCUCUUUCCUGUCACCACUCUCGCUGGAUGUGUGGAUCUACAUGGCGACCGCCUAUCUGGGAGUAUCGGUUCUUCUGUUCGUCCUAUCCCGUAUGGCUCCAGCUGAUUGGGAAAAUCCACAUCCCUGUAAGCAGGAUGACGUCGAAGAGGUGGAAAACAUCUGGGAUAUGUUGAAUGCUCUGUGGCUAACCAUGGGAUCCAUUAUGGGUCAAGGUUGUGACAUACUUCCGAAAGCUGUCUCAACUCGAGUGGUCACCGGAAUGUGGUGGUUCUUUGCACUGAUUAUGCUUUCCUCUUACACGGCCAAUUUGGCGGCAUUCUUGACGAUGGAACGAAUGGAUGCCACAAUCGAGAGCGCAGAAGAUCUGGCCAAGCAAAGCAAGAUCAAGUAUGGAGCGGUACUUGGCGGUAGUACACUGAGUUUCUUCCGCAGUUCAAACUUCAGUACCUAUCAACGGAUGUGGGCAGCGAUGGAGUCGGCCCGUCCGUCGGUAUUUACCAAAAGUAAUGACGAAGGUCGUGAUCGAGUGAUGAAGGGACGAGGUUUGUAUGCAUUUUUAAUGGAGUCCACUUCGUUGGAGUACAUCACCGAACGGUACUGCGAAUUAACUCGAAUCGGUGGACUGCUGGACUCGAAGGGAUACGGAAUCGCUAUGCCAGUCAAUUCUCCCUAUCGAACGGCUAUCUCUGGUGCAGUGCUUAAAAUGCAAGAGGAAGGUAAGCUUUCUCAACUGAAAGAUAAAUGGUGGAGAAAAAUGCACGGUGGAGGACGCUGCCAAGGUCCGGGAACAAAGACGUCUGCGGACAGUGCUGCUGAACUGGGAAUCGAUAACGUCGGUGGUGUCUUCGUAGUCCUGGCGUUCGGUUGUUUCUGUGCCUUCAUAAUCGGUCUGCUGGAAUUCUUGUGGAACGUACGCAAGGUGGCAGUAGACGAAAAGGUAACACCAUGGGAAGCACUGAAGGCGGAACUAAAGUUUGCCCUGAAUCUCUCAAUAACUAGCAAACCGGUACACAGCACGGUCAGCGAAUCAUCGUCCGGCAAGAGUUUAACACGUUCCAAAUCGGAAUCGAGAAGGGAUUCAGGAUCAGCCGGCCGGAUCAACAACAUUCGAAACGGAACCAGCUUUCCAAAUGUGGACAAAAUUGGAUUCACUUACUCUGGCAAAUGAUUGGGCGAUGCAAUGUUCCACAUAAUGAUGUUGUUAAACUAUUACAUUUUCGAUUACUUCUGUCAAGUCUACAGCGAGUUCAUGCGAUUUGGUUAACAAAUUAGACGUAAAUUUCAAUUGUAUAGAUGGUCAGUGCUGGAUUAAAUAUUAGUUUGUUCGUGAAAAUAGUUGGAUGGAAUAUAAAUAUAUUACUCUAAA